CGCGGCAGCCAAUGGGAGGCUCCGGCUGCAAGGGGUGGACGGAGCUGGGACCCCGGUCAGGCCCUGUUGGCCCGCGCCUUACCGGGAUCGUCGCCGCCCGGGCGGGACACCAUGUCACAGGAAGAGUGAGCUCUGGCCCAUUUUACCAUGGAGGACUUGGGGAAGACUUUUGGAUCAGAGGAGGAAGAAGCCAACUAUUGGAGAGACCUGGCCAUGACCUACAAGCAGAGGGCAGAGAAUACACAGGAAGAACUCCGAGAAUUCCAGGAAGGAAGUCGGGAAUAUGAAGCUGAAUUGGAGACUCAGCUGCAGCAAAUUGAAACCAGGAACCGGGACCUCCUGUCAGAGAAUAACCGCCUUCGAAUGGAGUUGGAGACUGUGAAGGAGAAGUUUGAAAUGCAGCAUUCAGAAGGCUACCGGCAGAUCUCAGCCUUGGAAGAUGAUCUGGCUCAGACAAAAGCCAUUAAAGAUCAACUGCAGAAAUACAUCCGUGAAUUGGAACAAGCCAAUGAUGACCUGGAGAGAGCCAAACGAGCCACAAUCAUGUCCCUGGAAGACUUUGAGCAACGCUUGAAUCAAGCAAUCGAAAGAAAUGCCUUCCUGGAGAGUGAGCUGGAUGAGAAGGAAAAUCUUCUAGAAUCUGUGCAGAGGUUGAAGGAUGAAGCAAGAGAUCUUCGGCAGGAAUUGGCUGUGCAGCAGAAGCAAGACAAGCCCCGAACACCUAUGCCAGCCUCCGUGGAAACUGAAAGGACAGACAUGGCUGUGCAGGCCACAGGCUCUGUUCCAUCCACUCCCACAGCUCACCGAGGACCCAGCUCUGGUUUGAACACACCCGGAUUAUUCAGACGUGGUCUGGACAGCUCUAAUAGUGGAACACCGCUCACACCUGCAGCCCGGAUAUCAGCCUUAAACAUUGUUGGGGAUCUGCUUCGGAAAGUUGGGGCCCUGGAGUCCAAACUAGCAUCAUGCAGGAACUUCGUGUAUGAUCAGUCCCCAAGCCGGACAAGUGGGCCAGCCUCAAGUCGAGGAACCAAAAAUAGAGAUGGUGGUGACAGACGACCAGGCAGCACCAGUGUGGGAGAUAAGGGGUCAGGAAAACGCUUGGAGUUUGGGAAGACAGCCUCACAGCUUUCAUCACCAGCGCUGCCAUCCGCCCAGGGUGUGGUCAAGCUUUUGCUUUAGGACCGAUGGGAACUGCGCACUCACCUCUCUUACCCCUUUUGUAUUCAGCUUUUGGUUGUUUUAUUUUCAAGUUAGUUUGAGGAGUAAGAGCCAACGUCACCACCCCUCACUUGGUGCUGUGCAGCCCAAGCUGACGAAGGCUGUUGGCCCAGUUCCUGGCAGUGUGUAUCAUAGAAAUGAGCUGGUUGUCACCACACCCCCAUCCCCAGGCUGCUGAUGGGGGCUACCUAGAGUUUUAAUGGUCUUCAGAGGUGUUUUGAAUAUGCAUGAUCUUCAGGGGGAACUAGAACCCAGCUCAGAAGCUCUCCUCUGCAGCCUAUUUCUGGUGGAGCUGUCAGUGCUUUUUACAGCCUGGUUAAAUUGGUCUAGGACUGGGAGAAUACAAAGGCAUAAG
Messenger RNA from Phodopus roborovskii (desert hamster), 1576 nucleotides. It is a transcript of the gene Nde1, whose product is annotated as nudE neurodevelopment protein 1. Lineage: Eukaryota; Metazoa; Chordata; Mammalia; Rodentia; Cricetidae. The record is from RefSeq and is a predicted model, not a curated record. Gene Ontology annotation, cellular component: centrosome; kinesin complex; kinetochore. Bases 148 to 1182 code for a protein of 344 amino acids. Gene Ontology annotation, biological process: centrosome localization; chromosome segregation; mitotic centrosome separation. Gene Ontology annotation, molecular function: microtubule binding. The transcript has 9 exons.